GCUUCAGUCAGUCGAGUGCGAUCGUUCAGCAAGCUAGGCAGGAGAUUCAGUUCGAUUUUCGUUACGUUCGCGUCACACUAAAACUGAAAAACCGGACAUUUUGGGUCACCAUUAGGGCGCUCGUACCAAUAUUGUCUAGUUAUUUUUUUUCAUUCGUUGUCCCACUUGAAUCGAAUAAGUAGAAUUUAUACGAUUUCAAAGGCUUGAGAAAGGGCUGGCACUUGUUUUGUGGUUGUUGUUAGGAAACGAAGUCAUCCAAAGUAGGCAAUGGAAUGUGUCAACGUGUAAUGAAAAAAGUGUGUUUACUUUGAUUAUAUCAUGCACUGAAAGAUUCACAAACAAUACUAUUGUUUGGUGCGUUGGUAUUCAUGUGAGUGCAUUUUUGUUUUCUCUAUUUUGUUUUCACAAUGUGUCACGGUGAUUGCAAAAUUGGUAGUGGUAGUGAGAGCUGAGAUUGCGCACCAGGUAGCUCCACACAAGUUAGCGCCGUUUUUUUUAAGGGGUGAGAGAGUGAGAACGAUGGAGGCGGGUAAGGUGCAAAUGUCAGCACUCUGAUGAAAGUGGUGUGAAAAGCAAAAUAAUAACAACAGAGGCAAAAUAAACAGAAAAAGGUUAAUGCACGGAUGACGGUGCACGGUGUGUUUAUGAAUACAUGUGACAUCAAUAGUGAGUGUUGAGAGAAAAGGUGUUUGGAUUGUGAAAAUAAAACUAGUGAAUCCAUUGUUGACGGUGGGGUUUUGUUCGCAUAGUACGAAUUGUUAUAAAAUUUAUGUUACACGGAACGAGGAAGCGAAUGUUUUCAGACAACUUGCUGCGCGUGACACACCUAUACAGCAACAGCACUAUUCUCACAAAGAUUAGGCGCUCCGAUGACGAGAUGGGUGCCUGGGUUCGAGUGAGUAGUGAGUGACUGCGAAAGCAAUGGGCUGCACAUGUUUGAGUAUUGAUUUCUAAUAAGCUUGCACGAGUUGCGAGCUGAUGCUGGCUGGAAUUGUUUCACAGUCGGCGUAGCGGUCGCUAUCGUAACGUACUUGCAGUGUGUCGCGUUUGUUGGGGACCAAGUUUUUCCUUACCGUUGUUGGUGAUGAUUUUCAUGAUGUUAUUGAUUGAGGUGAAGUCCGGUGGUCCGGCCUAGCUGGUUUUGGGUUGUGGUGAAGCAGUUUAUCGCGGAAGCAAGUGUUUAAAUUUGUGUCUAUUUAAAUCAUGGAUUUCUUGAAGAACGAGUGAAGAAAAAUAGCAGAAAAGAAGCAAAGUGGAAUAAUUGAAGUGCGAAGAGAUAAAAAACCCAUGAAUCGCAAAAGAGUGAAAGGAAUUGCAAGCGGAGAAAAAAGCUGAAAAAUAUACACAAUCAGUGGGGGCCAAACAAAAAAGUUAAGAAGAGUAGCAUAAACCAUGUGAAUGGGCGUGUGUUGAAGGAAGCAAAGAGCAUAAGCCAAGAAGGAAAAAAAAAGGUUUUAAGGUCGGUGUCAACAUUGAGAAAGAUAAAUACAAGCGAACUCGAAGAAUACGAGAAAAUUAUUGUUUGCGUUGAAAUGAGGUUGAAUGUCAGCUUGUGAGUGAAAUACACAGCUUACUCAAGUGAAUUGUCAUCGAGCAACAAUCGCAGUGCGCCGUACGACGACAACGAGAAGGAGGGGUUCAAUUACAUUUGCCAUCCAUAGUGAGGACUGUUGUGGAAUGAAUGAAUGUCGAAAUCUGGUCAAGAGGUGAACUAUAAAUAAAGAGGUCAAUUUGUGUACGGGCGCGGUUUCCUUCGCUUGGGAUUCGUUGUCAAAAUGGCUAGACAAAGGGACGUCGACGGUUGCUCAUUUUCCGUGCCACUGAUUCUGCCGGCGCUUCAACGUCCAACGUCCAAUCGCCCGUCGUUCCCAUCCUGUGGAAUCAUUCGAAGCAGUACCGGUUCUGCUACCAUCAACAAUGACUACAGCAGCAGCAGCAGCAGCUUUAGCGCCGUUGGGGCCACCGUCUCCACCGCAGCCGCCGUCGCCGUCGCCGGUCGUAGUUUUGCGUUCUGUGAAGGUGCCCUCGUCCGUUGUUGUUGAACAUCCCGCGGUGGGAUCUCCGGCGGUGGUCCGGGUGUUGCAUAAGGACACCGACACCCGAACAAGCGCGUCAACGCUGAAGACCUUAUCCAACGAUCUGAGUGAACUGCUGGUCAAGAAUCUCAGCUUGAAGCGUAAUAGUGAAACCUGUUGUGCAGCGGAAGACCCCUCGUCCCUGGCCAACAACGGCUGUGGUGCAUUGAGUGAAAUCGGCGGUGAUAGCAAUAGUGAUAGUUUGAAUUUGAUCAACCGAAGCAGGCAAAAUCGUAACUCGCUGUGCGAUACGUUCAGUUCCGUGAAUAAGCUGAUUAAGCUGAAGCGUGUUUCUAGUGAUAGCAGUAGCAUUAGUGGUUAUACGAAGAUCCAUUCCGGUGAUGUGCCGUAUCAGCAUAGCAUAAAUCCGCCUCCGCAGGCUAAGUUCAAACGCGUUGAAAUCAGUGUCCAGGAGCUCUCCGGCGAGUUGGUGAACCCUCGGAAGAGCAUUAUAGUGAAUCAAUUCGACCAAUUGACACCUCAUGAAAGUGAAAACGUGCCACUUUUGGUGAAUAGAAAACGCGUGGAAGAAGAAGAAGGGGCACCAGAAGAGGAGAAAGUAGUGGAAAAUUGUGAUAGUUUGGGGGUUAAGGUUCGUCGAAGGAUUCAGCACCCGCCGAGAUCGGGUUGGGGUGUCGGAUCCAUCCUGGAGCCGGUAGAGGAAGAGCACUACAAGAGAAGAAGCUUGCAGUGGCCGUUGGGAUUGGGUGGUUGGGGUGGUGAGGGAGUGACAGCCGCGGAGGAAUCAUCGGCGAUUGACGAGGAGACGGCGGACGGUGUCGGCGAAGAACGGAGGAGGAAACCUCACUUUCGACACUCGUGGAACGCUCCGGGCUACGAUUUGCUGCUGGAAGACGAGCGGGGUGUGGAUUCGAGGAAGGACUUUGCAUCGAUCGUGCACAAUCUGGCUGGUCUACGGAGCGCCCUCGCCAAUGGCGGUUCCCACGAGUCCGCUUCGCUACUGGAGCCACACUCGCCUCAGUUCAGCGGUCCCAAACCGUUGGUGGUGUCGAGCGGAGGCGGCGGAGGUGGCACCCAAGCCAAUCGCCGAUCCACAGCUGGCUGCAAUCCAUCCUCACCGGUAGUGCCAUCGAUGGCAACCGAUGGCACCCACCCGGUUUCCCUGGGAGCACCGGUACCACGGAAACGUCGGCUGGAAGCAUUUCUCAAAAGUCUCGUUGGAAGGAGGCCCUCAAAGGAACCUACGCCAGUGCUGCCACUUCCAUCGGUGCCAGCUGCACCUCCGCUGUCGAGUGCAACGAAUGUACCGCUGCUACCUUCGCCCGAGAUUAAAAUCAGCAAGAGCCCCUCCGAGCACAAUCUGCUCGAAAUGACGCGGAGUCGACUGAACAUUUCAACCACUUCGCUCAGCUCCGUUCAUCAGAAGCUUUGGUCGGUGGUUCCUCUGCUGAAGAGGGAUGUCAGCUGCAACAGCCUAGCACCUCCGAAAUCCGUGCCUCUGCUAGGGUCACAACCACCGAGUGGCCUCCGGAAGUGCGAAACAGUCCUCGCUUUGACCAAUUCCGCCCAUGCGGUCGAACCCAUCAAACCGCAGAAUCGGUUACGCAAUUGUGCAUCGGUGGCCACGUGCUCCCGUUGUUCUAGUCUCUUAUCUCUCGCAGCGGCCGGUUCGCGGUAUUCACUCAACCUAUCCAACGGAGGCUUUGUGUCAGUUGGUGGUACCAACCAACAAGCACCCGGCACCGGAAGUGGUAAACACGUCGGUAGUUUACUACGGCUAACGAAAACCUCGUCGGGAACAUCUUCCUCCUCCUCAUCGCCGAGUGCUUCCUCGUGUUCUCCAUCGGCAUCGCGCACCUCCUCGUCGGGAUCCUCCUCGUCCAACAGCAGCAGCCGGGCAUCGGUAACAUCGAAGGCAGCCAUGCUGGCGGAACCUCAGAGUCCUACGGCUGUGACCGGGGUUCCACCCAGCAGCAGUGCCCUGAAUCCGACCGUAAUAUUAACCUGCAAACUGUGCCUCGGGGAACACAACGCCGAGAAUCUCACCCGGAUAUCGCAGUGUGGCUGUUCGUUCUGUACGGAGUGCAUGACGGCGUACAUCGAGUUCGAGAUCUCGGAAGGUGCCUACGAGGUGUCGUGCCCGGAUGCGAUGUGUCCCGCCCAGGGUAUCAUCACGAUCGGCGAGAUAACGACGCUGGCAUCGGCCUCACUGGUGGAGAAACACCACCGUUAUCGACUGAAUAGAGAAGUAGAACUGGACAAGUUCCGCACCUGGUGCCCGAGGGCGGGCUGCGAAACGAUCUGCCUGGUCGGCCAGAACCAGCCGACCCAGUCCCAACCGAACAGUAAUUCGUCUUCCGAUAGAAUAGUUCAGCUGCCGGCGCCCUCAUCGAGUCUCCCGUCGCCAUGUGCCGUGCACUGUCCGACCUGCCUGGAGGAUUUCUGCUCCGGCUGCAAGAAGCCUUGGCACCCAACGAUGUCCUGCGAGGAGAACACCCGUCGGUUGGCGGCCGACGGCCAAACGGAUGCCCUCGGCAUUCCCUUCGACAAUGAUCUCAUCAAAUGCUGUCCGAUGUGCGCCGUGCCCAUCGAGAAGGACGAAGGCUGUGCGCAGAUGAUGUGCAAGCGGUGCAAGCACGUCUUCUGCUGGUACUGUUUGGCUAGUUUAGAUGACGACUUUCUGCUGCGGCACUACGACAAGGGUCCCUGCAAGAACAAACUGGGCCACUCGCGGGCAUCCGUCGUGUGGCACCGGGCGCAGGUGAUUGGCAUCUUUGCCGGGUUCGGAAUACUGCUGUUGGUGGCUUCUCCGCUGCUGCUCCUGGCGGCGCCCUGCAUCGUGUGCUGCAAGUGCCGAAUCUGCAGCGGUGCGGCCAAGCUCGAGGAAACCGAGGUGGACUACGACGAUGCGGCGGUGGCACUGCAGAGUCAGCGAUAAACACUGACACGUUGAGUGGUGGUUAACGGUUUCCGGAUUAGGAUGUUUUAUUUUUGUGUGUGUUUUAACUUGUUCUGGAGACUUUGAUUGUAGGUACUGAAAAUGUAGAAUUAGGAGGAGGAAAAUUGGUUUGAUAGGACUGAAAAAAAUGACGUAUUUGUAAGUUAUUCAAUCGAAAAAUGAAUGUCCGACUGAAAUGAGGCUGCGUCAAGGAGAUGACACCAUUGUGUUUUGUUUAAUUUUUCAAUUACUGAUCAACAUUUGGUUCAAAUCAAACUUAAAUCAAUCACCCAUAUUCACGUUUUUGUUCGAACCGUUUUUACAUACAAAAAAAUGUUUUGGGUUGAAAAAUACUGAGAGUAAUCGCAAGUCAGUCCCAUCUGCAUUUUUAUAAAUUUUGAGUUAGCAUCAUUAUUCAGUUAAUCUUUCUGUGUUCCGCAAGUCAGUCCCAUUAAAAAAAAAUAUGUUAGAAAUGUUAGACGACACAUCGCAUCAUGAGAUUUGUCUCAAGAUAGAUUUUGUCCACUUCCCCUAGGGUAUCUGGAACAUGUCCGGGUGUGGCCAACAUGGUGCUGGUCACUCAUCAUGACUCUUAUUGAUCUUAUUUUUGAAUUCUCAUGUGAAUUGAUUUAUCGCAUGGUGGGUUUGGCACGUUUAUGAAAAGCUCUGGUCUGAUGAAGACCCAUACUCACCGGAAUAUGUUCCGGUCAUUGCUCUGGAACCAGCGAAACAAAUUCAGAAACAUUCAAUAACGCUCUAUGGGACCAUGGCAUCUUUCUACUGUUCAAUACUGUGCUAAACUAAUGCAUCGUCAUGGAAUUGUGACUGACUUGCGGUUAUUUUUCUCAUUGACGUUAAAUCCCAAGUAACAA
Messenger RNA from Ochlerotatus camptorhynchus, 5846 nucleotides. RefSeq lists its product as uncharacterized. The transcript has 8 exons. NCBI's taxonomy places the organism in Eukaryota, Metazoa, Arthropoda, Insecta, Diptera, Culicidae. The record is from RefSeq and is a predicted model, not a curated record. Bases 1918 to 4974 code for a protein of 1018 amino acids. Gene Ontology annotation, molecular function: zinc ion binding; ubiquitin protein ligase activity; ubiquitin conjugating enzyme binding. Gene Ontology annotation, cellular component: cytoplasm; ubiquitin ligase complex. Gene Ontology annotation, biological process: positive regulation of proteasomal ubiquitin-dependent protein catabolic process; ubiquitin-dependent protein catabolic process; protein polyubiquitination.